AUGAAGUCCCAACUACGGUCCACUCGUUUCACCACCUUCUUUUCCUCAUCCGUAUCUACUCCUCUGAAUUCUGAACGUAUUGCUUCACAGGAUUACCUCAUCGGCCUCCGGGGUAUCCUCGUAGUGCAGUCCUUCCUUUUCGUCUUCUUUCAAACAUUCCUCCCAGCCGCUGUAGCGGAUUCGAAGAACACCGUAGGGCCACUGUAUCAAGUCGUCCUCCGUAAGAGCGUCUCUGUCCUCCUUUGGAACGAAUCCCUUAUCUACUCCUUCAUCAUCCUACUCUCGGCCCGCACGAUAUGCCUCCCUUUCCUCAACAGCACCACGCGUGCCGUCUGCUCGUCCGCUAUCUUUCGCCGCGGGAUCCGACUCUUCCUUCCCACGUUCAUCAUAUUCUCGCUUUCGGCGGCAGCAUUUAGCACGACCUCUACGCAAUACAUCUUCGACUUCCUAGAAGCUACGGGGAAUGUCAGCACCGCAGUGCCGAAGCGCUUCCGCAACUUCCUUGUCUACUUCAACUCGCUCUUCGACAUCUUCUGGCUUUCCAAAGGCUACUCGUCGCAAGCCGCAAACCAGGCAUUCCCCUCCGGUACCCUUUGGAUCGUAUCGCUGCUCUUCCAGCAAAGCUACACGGUCUACAUGACUAUGGUCAUUGUACCCUACACCCGCACUUCCUGGCGCGUAAAAGCACUUCUUGUAUUCAUCCUCACCGCGUGGUGGGUCCAGAGCUGGGCGUGGUAUAGCAUCACUGGCCUCCUACUCGCAGACGCGGUGUGCAACAUGAACUUCCAGUUCAAGUCGCAGACCGGUUUCAAUAUUGGAAGGGUCAAGGUACCAGUGUGGCCACUUUAUGCGCUGAUGGUAGUUGGGGGUGUGCUGCUGCAGUAUCUGUUCAUUGCGUGGAGGCCCGAGUAUCGGAACGCGGAGUUGCAGGGGCACACUGGUCUUUACACAGCCGGAUCCUUGAAUACGGGCGUGGAUCUGGAUCAGCCGCAGGCGAGGGAUGACAACUACCUCAUCAUCCUCGGUAUCAUGCUCUUAAUCGAGACGUAUGAGCUACCGCAAAAACUGCUUCGGAAAAAGAUCCUGGUCGAGAUGGGAAAGCGGAGCUUCAGCAUCUUUCUCGUCAAGCCUCUCCUUAUUUAUACCGCCGGCAUCAAGCUCUUCAUGCAUCUGCAUGCUUCGGGUACGAAUCGCGGCCUGGCUACUUUUGCAUGCUUCGUCACUUGCGUGCCGUUGGUGGGACUGGCUUCAGAGGUCUUCUAUCGUAUAGUGGAUCUGCCGAGCGUCGCAAUCGCGAAGGAGGCUUGGGCGUGGGUCAAGAAAUGA
Molecule: messenger RNA, 1326 nt
Organism: Trematosphaeria pertusa
Lineage: Eukaryota; Fungi; Ascomycota; Dothideomycetes; Pleosporales; Trematosphaeriaceae
Exons: 2
Coding region: 1-1326 (441 amino acids)
Source: RefSeq, a predicted model, not a curated record